AUUGUUUGACGAUAGCCUCGUCCUCUCCCGCCAUACAAAUCAUGGGGACCGCAGUCACUAUGGCUGACAAGGUGUCCGCGACGGAUGCGCAGAAUAAGCUGGAAGACCUCUCUGGCAUCGCGCUCAAGCCCGGGGAAAACCCGUAUGCGGCGUUCAUCGACGCCUGCCACGACAGCCAUGAAGAGAUCCAGCAGCUAUAUGCAGUCCAUCGCACUAAGCGCAACGCUCAGCAAAAGGACAAGUUUCUGUCCCCCGACUUCACUGGUCUCAUUAUUGACCAGCACCUGCUGAGGUUGGAGAGGCCGCAUGUCGAGCCCGGCUUCCGAGAUGAGAGGAAUUGUCUCGUCCUGUGGGCACGGCCGCCGAUUCAUGUAAUUCAGUUGGCCGAGAAGCUACAGGGCAUGCUCAAGGCGGCCGCUCCAGGCGUAUGGUUGAUGCCGACGUAUCGUAUGCACCUCACUACGCUUGAGAUAACCUUCUCCAAGACGCCUGAGGAGAUUGCAUCGCUCGUGUCUGUCCUGCGGCCGGCGCUUCCAUCCAUCACGUCUUACACGCACGCCCACCGCGCGCGCCUGGUCAAGCCCAUGAUCUCCUAUGAUCUCUCCGCCUUCGCCCUCUCUUUCCUGCCGGCGUCGGGUGAGCCGGCCGUCUCGCCUGCCGCGACGCAGCCUGACCCGCAAGAUGGCGUCGCCUCGGGCGACGACUACACCUAUCACCAUCUGCGACGAGACAUCUUCGACAAGGUGUGCGAAGCGGGGCUCGAGGUUGGGUCGCGGUACCAGGUCCCAAGCGCGCACAUCACGCUGGGGCGGUACCUGGACGGGGAUGAUCAUGACACGCCGGAAAAGAGGGCCAGCUGGAUCAAGGCCAUCGAUGAGAUAAAUGACUGGCUCAAGAAGGAGACUUGGGACAAGCCGAAUGCCGACUUCAUCGGGGAAUGGGUGGUCGGACAGGAGAAGGGGCUGGACGCCCGCAACGGCACCCUGUGGUAUGGGGGUGGUAGAACCAUUAUGAUGGGCGAAGGAUUCUAGACGGGCUGAUAUAGUCCACUGGGCUUUGAAUAGACACAGUAUGCCCAUGCGUAACCGAGCC
Molecule: messenger RNA, 1092 nt
Organism: Purpureocillium takamizusanense
Lineage: Eukaryota; Fungi; Ascomycota; Sordariomycetes; Hypocreales; Ophiocordycipitaceae
Exons: 3
Coding region: 42-1031 (329 amino acids)
Source: RefSeq, a predicted model, not a curated record